GGCGCCUACUAACUAGACUGUACGUAUACGUUUCCGAACUUUCUGCAGCAUGAUGGCAUGAUAGCCCUUUAGAGAGAGCGAAAGACGCGUCAGAGCGUACAGACGCUACUGCAAGCAAGGUGCAUGGACUACCUAACAUGGUAUAAGCAAUUUGACAGUAUAAAUUGAUACAUUGUAUCUAAAUACAUCUAUUAGUAAUUGAAUUUGAACGCUAGAUUUUUUAUGCUGUGGCAUGCAUGGUGUCCGGUACACUAGGAAUGAAUGAAUGAUAUAUUUCUGUCGCACCUAAAUAUGUUACGUAGUAGUUAACGCAUGGUAGGGAGACGAUAUCCAGUUUAUUGACCGAGGUCUUAUCAUUUCGGGAAGCCCCUCAAGACCGAGGUCAAUACACUGGAUAUCGUCGACCCUACCAUGCAUUAACCUAUUUGUUGCAUGUUUAACAUCCUACUGUCAUUAGAGUUCAUAGAUUAUUCAAGUUGAAUUAGAGUGGUUGUGUAUUGCAAUGACAGCUAAAGUUUUAUGUCAAACAACCACAUUUUGACAGCUGUGAAGUGUUGUCGACGUGCACGUCGGCCCCAUAAGGCCACGUGCUCAAAAGUAUUAGUACAGUACAGUAUUCACGUGUUUUGCCAGCGUGAUGUCGGAUCAGAAAGAAGACCGUAAUAGUGACCAGGACGACGACUUUCAGCCGCCAACAAAGAUGAGACGCAUUGGUUCCAAAAAGGUUACCACUAGUACUAGCCAGCUUGACAGCAGAUUUGCUGAAAAGACAGUACGGACAAAGUACAGGAGUACAGCAAGGGUACGGUUUGCAAGAACACGACUGCCUGCAACAGUUGGACGAUGCAAACAUUUGAAGCAUGGAGAAGCAAUCGAAACAAGGAUGCUCUACAAGAAGAGCAGGUACCCACAGACAUUCUCUCAACGAAGGAUUCACAACUUUUGCAAGAGUGGCUAAUAUGGUUCCUACUGGAAGUCUGUCGAGAAUUACGUCAAGAAGGACUAGGAACGAUCCGCAAGGGUUCCAGUGUAUUCACUGCUGAAGAAGAAGACAGUCUAGGGAAGAAGGGAGUAAUUGGCUUAGACACACCUGUAAAACUACUGAGGGCAGUAUUCUUUUAUAAUGGGAUAAACUUUGCUCUUCGGGGUGGUGCGGAGCACAGAAGCCUCAAAUGGAGUCAGGUGACUAGAUGCAGCCAAACCACAGACGGAUUGUCAAAAGUCUGUUACAUUUAUGUCGAGCACGGAUCCAAAAAUCAUAGUGGUGGACUGCAUGAUUUACGGCAUCCAAACAAGAAAGUCACAAGAUACGCUAAUAAAGAAGCUGGUGACCGUUGCCACGUAAAAAUUUUGGAUCUCUAUCUUAGUAAGUUGCCAGCAGGAUUUUCUCGAGAAGCCUUCUAUUAUAAACCUUUGUCGUCUACUCCUUCAUUUGGUCCUUGGUAUUCAGAGCAAGUAAUCGGUCAUAACACGUUGGCUACAAUGAUGAAAGUGAUGACAGCUGAAGCUGGUCUUCCAGUUCGAACCAACCACGCUCUUCGAGCUACUAGUGCGACAAGGCUGUUUCAAGCGGGAGUUCCUGAACAUGUAAUUCAAGGCAGAACCGGCCACAAAACCUUGCAAGCACUGAGACAAUAUCAAGAGCCAUCCGAAUUGCAGCAAAUGGCAGCGUGCAAAGUUUUGGACAAUGGCCAUGGACACACCGAUUACAUUGACGCAAAAGUCAAGGAGUCCGGAGAGACAACGGAACAGGCAGAUGAGCUGAAAGUAGAGGUUGAACAGCCGUCUGAAACAGGAAGACAGAAUCCGGCGCCAAUUGUCAUUUCUGACCCGUCUUUACAAACUGCAGUACUGUGAACAUUAUUAUUGGUAAAGAAUAAGCUUGUAAUCUAAAAUAGGUACGCCCAUGUAUUGAUUGCUAGUUGGUUUGCAGUAUACAGAUUCUGACCGGUCAAUAAACGUUUAUUGACCGUUUAUUGACCGGUAAAUAUACAAUAUGUGGUUGAGUUGCUAUGGUAGGAGUGUAAUAU
Corticium candelabrum is the source of this 2030-nucleotide messenger RNA. RefSeq lists its product as uncharacterized. The record is from RefSeq and is a predicted model, not a curated record. The transcript has 3 exons. Gene Ontology annotation, molecular function: DNA binding. Gene Ontology annotation, biological process: DNA recombination; DNA integration. Lineage: Eukaryota; Metazoa; Porifera; Homoscleromorpha; Homosclerophorida; Plakinidae. Bases 844 to 1857 code for a protein of 337 amino acids.